This is a messenger RNA of Musa acuminata subsp. malaccensis (wild Malaysian banana), 841 nucleotides long. The record is from RefSeq and is a predicted model, not a curated record. Lineage: Eukaryota; Viridiplantae; Streptophyta; Magnoliopsida; Zingiberales; Musaceae.
AACUGGGAGUUUAUCAUCUUUUCCAUGUCUUCUUCAGGUACAUUAUAUCAUCAAAGGUAGAGAACAAAGAUGAUGAUUAUAUAUUUGUAUACUACCGAGGUAGAAAUGAUGCGUGGGAUGGGUAUGGAGGUGCAGUUGUAUACACAAAGAGUGCUGUUUUACCUGAAAGCAUAGUUCCUGAACUAGAAAAGGCCGCAAAGAGUAUUGGACAUGAUUUUAGUAAGUUCAUCAGGACAGACAAUACCUGUGGCCCUGAGCCUCCCCUUGUGGAAAGGCUGGAGAAAACGGUGGAGGAGGGAGAGAGAACGAUUAUAAGAGAAGUAGAACAGAUAGAAGGAGAGGUUGAGGAGAUUGGAAAGACUGAAGUGACGCUGUUACAGAGGCUUGCAGAUGGAUUCAUGGAAGUUAAGCGGGACGCUGAGAAUUUACUGAAAGGGCUGAGCAAGGAAGAGAUGGAGCUGUUGGAUGAUCUAAAGAUGGAAGCGAGAGUCGUAGAAAACGUUUUCGGCCGAGCACUUCCAUUGAGGAAGCUAAGGUAGCCGAACAUGGUCGAGUGGGUCUCCAAAGAUCUGAAAGCAGAAUAAUCAAGAAUCAAGAAAGUUUUCGAUCCGGCUUCUCCCUUAGGAAGUCAAAGGGGUUAGAGAAGGAUUGUUUCAAGAUGCCAACCAAGAUUCAAGCUUGUGGGCUGGAGUGGUUCUCAUAAUUGGAUGCCAGCAGCAUACUGAAUUCAAGAAAUAGUAUGUAAAGAGUCCUAUCUUUCUAAUUUUUUGUUUCUUCACAACACUGAAUAUUUUUCUUCAUGAGCUAAGGUUGUGAUAAUUCAAAUAUUCUUAGAGAACCA